This is a messenger RNA of Macrobrachium nipponense, 5945 nucleotides long. Its product is annotated as protein phosphatase 1 regulatory subunit 12A-like. Gene Ontology annotation, biological process: protein localization to ciliary inversin compartment. Lineage: Eukaryota; Metazoa; Arthropoda; Malacostraca; Decapoda; Palaemonidae. Gene Ontology annotation, cellular component: ciliary inversin compartment. Gene Ontology annotation, molecular function: protein binding. The coding region runs from base 61 to 4665 and encodes 1534 amino acids. The record is from RefSeq and is a predicted model, not a curated record. The transcript is spliced from 20 exons.
CGUGAGGGCGGUGUUACAAGUCUCCCUGGAGAAAGCACCAGCGAAGGCGUCACCCCACUCAUGUACGCCUGCCAGCAGGGGCGUGAUCACACCGUCAGGCAGAUCCUGCACAGGAAGCCAGGGAGUGUCCGGGAGAGAGACCGAACUGGAAAGACGGCCCUCCACUACUGCGCCGAGAACCAGACGCUCUCUUGCAUUGACCAGGUGGUCGAGGCAGACCCGGCCCUUCUGCAGGCGAGAGACGAAGAUGGGUACACGCCCCUCCACCUGGCUACCAUAGCGGGUAACAAGUCGGUUCUCCCUUGUCAAGUACCUUCUGACCAAGGGCGCGAUGUCCAGGCGCUGGACAAUGAAAAACACACCGUUAUUCACUGGGCUACAGUCUGUGGCGAGGUAGAACUAUUGGACAUCCUAGUUGAAGCUGGCGCCAAUCCUAGCACGCCCGACAUCCAUGGAGCUUAUCCUCUGCAUUAUGCCGCUCAGAUGUGUGGGCCAAACAGCGAAAUGGGCAACGACGUCCGGGUGGGUCUCUUGGUACUCAGGAAACUCCUUCAGCACGGCGUCGACGUCGCCGUCACCGACCACGAUGGGCGGCAGCCUCUCCUGUGGGCGGCCAGUGCCGAGGUGCGGCCGUCUCACGUGUACUGUCCUUCAGGAAGCGCCGAUGCCAUCCUCGCCCUCGUUAACGCUGGGGCCUCCGUCAGCGCCGAGGACAAGGACGGACUGACAGCCUUACACUGCGCGGCCUCGCGGGGUCACCUGGAUUGCCUGGACUGUCUCCUGUCCCUGUGCGGCGCUGAGGUGGAUACCCUGGACUCCAACGGCUGCACGCCCCUCUUCUACUCAGUGACCUUAGGCCACGCCGACUGUACCCAGCUCCUGCUCAACCACUCUGCCCAUCCGGACAGGCAGGAUAGGAAAGGGAGGACGCCCGCCCACUGUGGGGCAGCGAAAGGACAGCUGGAAACUUUGAAGCUUCUACACCAAAAGGGCGCCGAUCUGUGGAAAAGAAACGUCAAAGGAGACCUGCCUCUUCAUGAGGCCUGUCAGUCUGGGCGGAAGGAUCUGGUCAUGUGGCUUCUUUCCAUGCGACCAGACACAGUGAACGCGCCCAACUUAGAUGGACGGUGUCCUCUUCACAUCGCUGCUAUCAACAACAACAUCGAGAUGUGUAAAAUACUUAUGGACCAGCAGGCUGCUGUCAACCCCAUCAUGCGAAAUUCGCGGGGUCAGCUGCUCACGCCGCUGGAUGCCGCUGUGGCGCGCAGCAAUCGAGGCUGCGCGAAGUACCUGCAAUUGCACGGCGGCGUCACGGCUUCGAAACUGACGGACAAGCACGCCCUGCAGAAGGCAAUGCAGAGAGCUCUGGAGACAAGUCAGCACGGCAGCACAGGAGCGACGCCGACCGACUACGCCGAGAACGAUCUGAUGAGUUCCUCGGCGUCGUCCGCCCUCAAGUCGAACAGGUCGACUAUGACGGCGUCGCCCAUCAAUUCGGAGGCGCAGACGGACACGGGGGACCUCCACCAGAACUCCAAAGACGGAGGCGACGACAAGAAAUCCGACAAACCCGAGCAGAAGGAUGCCCAGACGGGCACAUCCGAGGUCAGCAUCAGGAAGCUUGUCCUUGAGGAGGAGGCGGAACUGGCACAAAAGGAAGAGGAGGAGGAGGGGGAGCAAGAGACAAAGGAGGACCAGGAAGACGUGAAAAAGGAAGACGCUGAAAUGCAAAACGGAGAUGAUACGACAAACACGGAGGCUUCCGUGGACGCGGAUUCUCAAAGUGCGUCAGGUCAAGAGAAUGGGGAAAAUGUUGCAGCAGAGACAGUGGACGCGGAAAAUGCGGAAAAGAAAGAAGCUGCAGGUGACGAGAGUGGUGAAGUGGUGUCAAAAGAUGAUGCGGAAGUUGGUGGGGAAGCUGAGGGAGAAGGGGACGAAGGUAAAGAAAUGGGGGCAAAGGAAGACGGAGAGGUAGCGGAAGAAGAAAUAACGAAAACAGUUCGAGAUACUACAAAGACGUCCCACUAUGCUGAAAUUCCCGAACAGCUUAAAGAAGGAGAGGAACAAGAGAAAAAUGAAGGUGACAAUGGUGAUGUUCCCGAGGGAGGAGAUGUAAAUCUUGAUGCAGAGAAUCCGGGAGAAGGAGGAAAGAAGAAGAAAUUGAGAAAAUCAAAGAAAAGCAAACAGGCAUCCAAGAAAGGGGGAGAUAACACCCAGACAGAAGUGGAUGAUGGAGAAGUGGAUGAUGGAGAAGUGGAUGAUGAAGGAGCAGAAGCCAAAGAAAGUAGAGAGCAGAGUGAAAUUAGCCAGGAGGACGAGGCAGAAGAUGGUGAAGGUGCUUCGUCUGUCAGCAAAUCGAAAAGGAAGAAAGGUUCCAAAGCAGUUAGUCGAAAGAACUCCAACGGUGAGGAUGGGGGGGAAGAUGAAGUUAACGGGGACUCGGGUAAUCUACCAAAAGAGGAGACAGGAAAACCACGCAAGCGCAAAGGAAAGAAGUCAAAAAUGCUUAAAAAAGCAAACACCGUAGUGGUUGGGGAUGGAGGCGAAGGUGAAGAAAUGGAAAUCAGUCAAAACGGAGAGGCAAUAUUAAGACCAGAUGAUGAAAAUGGAGAGGCUGAAUUUGAAGGCGAUGAUGGCACUGCAGAUGAGGAUGAGGACGAUGAUGGUGAUGGUGAUGGUAAUGGUGAUGAUGAUGAUGAGGAGGAGGAGGAGGAGGAGGAAAACAUGGAAUAUUCAGAAGAGGAGAGGAGUGGAGAUGAAGAAAUGGAACAGACUGAUGAUGAAUAUGUAGUAAAUGGAGAACAUGGUAAGCAGUCUUCUGAUGGAGCAGGCCCAAAGGCCCGCCCGAAGUCGGCUGCGCAGCCUGGAAUGGGAAAGAGUCAGGGCAAACAAAACCAGAAGGGCGGCAGCAACAAAAAGUCAUCCUCGACCGGCGGCAGCAAGGGCAAACCAAAGACCAAAGGCAAAGGACAGAAGACCAAAAGCAAAUCCAAGGCAAGCAGUGAUGACAAUAAUUCUCCUGGAACCCGUCGCGUGAGCAUUUCAGACAGGCCCUCAGAAGAUUAUGACCCGAACACGACAGAGAGUGAUGUCCCUGGGAAGCCUCCUUUGCCAGUAGGGGAUGAACGCACCCACGAACUGAUGCUGGAGUCCAGUGGACGAGACUUCCUGAUGGUGAACGAUGCAGCCCCAGCUAGGCUCUCUUCGCCCAGCUCGACUCAUGGCAGGGACACCGGCGACUCGGGCUUCAAGGAGUCCGGAUUUAGUGACUAUCUUGGACCAGAACAAGACUCAGACGUCGAUGGCCCUACUGACCCGGAGCGUCACACGGACGACGAAAAUGUCCAGCAUCCGACCAAGAGAAAAACAAAAACCCGAAGGCUUAGGAAUAAGCAGCGUGAGGAAAGAUUAGUUGGGGCCAAGGGUGAGGAUGGUGAGGAAAGACCCGGCAGGAGGAAAGCUGGAGGCGGCCGUGGAGAAGAUGGGGACGAUGACAAGCCAUCCAGAAGAAAGCGGGACUCGAGAAAUCGACACACCCCUAAUUCUCGUGCAUCCGACGAAGCUGACGAAGGAGGUGGGGACUCGGAGGACAUGGGAGACAUAGAUGAGGAAGACGAAGAUGCCCUUCGAAAACUGGGUAUUUCUACACACAGACGAGCAGGCGUCAGGAAAGGCCAGACGAGAUCAGGAGCCAUGAGCGGUGGGCCGAGGAAGGUGGAGACAAUGGAAUCCAGUUUAAGAAGAAAAGCCAAGAAACCAACGAAUGCUUCCACGGAGAUGUCUAUCACACAGGCAAUGCAGACUACCAUGCGAAAAUAUGCGCUGGAAAGACGACUUUUCCAACAGCUUUUGGAUUUGAAAAGACUUCAGAUACGUAACACAAGAGCCAACGAACAUGUAUUGAUAAAAAGAAUGGUCGACACGAAUAUGAAGGAUGGGAACUCAUUGGGGUUAAGGGGCUAUUCUGGUCCCUUUAAUUUUCAAAGUUAUGAAAAAUAUCUUUAUGACCAACUGAGGUUCCUGCAGAGUUCCCAGGGCACCAAGAUCCCAACCUUCCGCCCAUCAGAUGAUGUGGAGAAGCUUAGUCGUGCCAUAAGAAGAGCAGAAAUUCUUGAACUACCUGAUCCUUUGAUGACUCCUAGAGAUCCUUAUGAGUGCAAUCACACAACUCACAGAUGUCAUCAUGCUGCUCAUGCGUACACAGGGAUUCCUUGUGCUGCUUACCUUGGACAUCGCAACGCACGCAAGAAAAACUUUUCUUUACCGAGAAUAGCAGGCACUACCAACACAAAUGGGGGAGGUACAUCUCUUGGUGGUUCGCCGGGACCACCUGGUGGUAGUAGUGCCCCAAGUAGGCUAUCUGAACCCAUAGGUCUAAGGAAUUAUGAUCCCAAAAAACCUCUCACCGUGGAGCUUCAGCAUGGGCAGGCGAGACAGCAGAUCACCUUACCCACUGAGAUCCUGGACAAAAGCAAGAAGUAUCAUCUAACCUUCACCAUAAAGCCUUCCAGCCCCACUAAAGGGUCACAAUCUCCUGAAGAAGGGAACCAGGUUGUUGAGCGCUCGGCAUCAGCCCCUGAAACAAUAGAUGCUGACACACUGCCAAUUGAACCCCGGCCCGAACCUCAUUCUGCACCACCUGAAGGCAGGACUGAACCUACUUGAAAUUGAAAGUUCUACCAGAGCCUCAAGUUUAUACUCUGUUGUGUGUAUUUAUUCAGCAGAUUUAUCUCGCGUAUCUCUAGUUAACAGAGAGAGACGUUGAGAGUAACUGUCAAUAUCUGUCACAUAAUCAGCUAAACCAAGACAUUUGGAGUUUUACAUAAAUACAAUUCUCUUUUGUAUACUUGUACAGGACAUGAAAACCUUCAUAUUUUAUGUGUUAACUAUGAUCAAAGAUGGUAGUGUAAAAUUAUUUAAAGCCACUAAUUUACUAAAGAGAAAAUAUUUUUAAAAAUACAAUUUCAAAGUGUAUAUAGCUGUCAGAUACUAUGUUCAUUUCGACUUGUUUCAGUGAUAUAGUUGUUUCUUAUAUUCUUUACCUAUUGCUCUUAUGUCUCGGAAUAUGGCUUGCCUGCAUACCAGAGUCCAGCAGAUGUUAUAAGCUCUAUAAAAAUUUAUAGUGCGGUACUUUGUUUAAAGUGACGAGAAAUAGCGAGAUCAAAAAGGACAAACUUUGAAGAUAAAGGAUGUCGUUGGUUCUGCAGUUCAGAUAUAAGAAUGAACAGGAAUGGUGCUAUGAUGAAAUGCCUUGGAACCAUGUAAAAUGUUCUUAUUUUCUUAUAUAAUGUUCAAAAGAAAAAUAGGAUGAUUUAAAAAUACCACAGUGAUAUAGUAAUCCAAUUCAGUACUUUCCUUGGUGUUAUUGAAUUAGCAAAUUUUAUACCCUUUGAAAUAUUACAGAUACAGUAUAAUCUGUAUGUUGUGAAAUAGCUGUUCUGAAUCUUAUAAUUCUUUAGUCAUACUUGAAAAUUCUCACUUCAAUUUUGAAGUACCGCCCUUUCAUCAAAAAUAAAGAUUGAAAUUUAUCAUUGUAUGGUCUCUAUUUGGUUAUACGUAUUUGUAUCGUGUGUCCACCAGGAGCUAUCUUGCAAUGGCCUUGGGGUCAUCAUAAAAAGUUGUGAUUCAAGUUCCUUUUUAAUUGUCUUGUGUGGGUUCAUACAAAACUACUCAAACAACAUUAUUGUUAAGGUAUAUACUAUCAUCAUUUCUCUAAUUACCUUGAUUGAGAAAAUAUGCUACAAAUGAAAAUAUUUUUUAUGAAACUUGAAAUUGUAGUGAGAUGCUUAGAAUACAGAUGAUAUAUAUAGUUGGUCUCCUCCAAGGUAUUAGAGCUAUUGAUGGUAUUAUAAACUUUUUUGGCUUAAGCAACACUAGACUGCAAUGUCAGUGAUGGCAUAAAUGUUUCUAAAAAAUAUUGAAUAUAGUUAUAUAUAUCUACAGAA